AUGAAUUCUAACCCCACUGGUUAUCCUACGACCAUGCAGCAGCAUGCUAAUCCUAUGCUGGCUGCCGCUGCAGGCUAUCCUAUCCAGUCAGGAAGCCCAGGCAAUCAGCAGUUUCCUUUCUAUGCCAACCCAAUGGCUGCAUAUCCUCCUCAGGUGCCGCAGGCACGUCCUGGGGCAAUGCAACAGCAACAGCAACAACAACAACAUUCCUUCAACCCCAUGCAGAUCCAAACUUCUGGCCCUGGCGGACCUAUGAUGCCAAGUAACAUGGUCGCUCCGCAGACUAAUCUUCCUUACUCUUCGCCUUCUCCAUAUCAUCCGACCUCCAUCCCAACCACUACGACUGCUUCACCAUCGCACUCACAGAGCCCGACCACGGCAGCAACUAUUUCAAUGCAGAUGCCGUCGCAGAAUAUGGCCGCAGUUGCCAACCCCGCAAUGUUGGCUGCGCAGCAGCAGCAGCAACAACAACAGAGACCUGCGCCGCCAGCUAAUCAACCGCCACAAGGACAGCAACAACCACAGCAACAGCAACAGCAGCAACAACAACAACAAGCCGUUCCUCAAUCUCCGGCUGCUGCUGCUCGUGAGCGAGCUCGCGUCAGCACUCUUCUGGAAAUCAACUCCACUCUACUUCAAGAACUGUUGAAUAUGCAAGCAGCAGGCAAAUCUGGUGGCCCCCCGCAAGCACCAACAAACCAAGAGCAACAGACAUCAUCGCCAAAUUCAACAGCGGAAUCAAAUGCUGCCGGGGAAGCUCCGAGAAAGCCCAGCCAGGAAUACGUUGAAUGUUUGAAGCGCCUGCAAACCAAUCUAGUCUACCUCGCUUCUGUUACCGAUCGCACCAAAAAACCAGGGCCAUCGGCUCCUCCAAUUCUUACCCCUCCGCCACAUAUGAGCAGCUUGACUGAAAUCUACUCGAAGCUCAGUGAGCUGUUCCCUGCUGUACCUCGACCUGCUGCAGCACACCAGCAACGGCCUAGCCAGUCAGGCAUAGCAACCACUGAGAAUGCCGUGUGA
Talaromyces atroroseus is the source of this 1020-nucleotide messenger RNA. RefSeq lists its product as hypothetical. The transcript has 2 exons. Lineage: Eukaryota; Fungi; Ascomycota; Eurotiomycetes; Eurotiales; Trichocomaceae. The coding region runs from base 1 to 1020 and encodes 339 amino acids. The record is from RefSeq and is a predicted model, not a curated record.